Rhododendron vialii is the source of this 1027-nucleotide messenger RNA. RefSeq names its product peptidyl-prolyl cis-trans isomerase FKBP20-2, chloroplastic. NCBI's taxonomy places the organism in Eukaryota, Viridiplantae, Streptophyta, Magnoliopsida, Ericales, Ericaceae. The transcript is spliced from 7 exons. The record is from RefSeq and is a predicted model, not a curated record. Gene Ontology annotation, molecular function: peptidyl-prolyl cis-trans isomerase activity. The coding region runs from base 109 to 897 and encodes 262 amino acids.
AACUUGGAGAGAAGAAGAUAAAAAGAUUGCCUUGUCGACUGCUCAAGGGACGGCCACUUCCUUCUUUUUGGCCGAAGUGGAGCCAAACUAGUGUUUACCCACAAAGCCAUGGUUACGUUGCUUCUCUCCUCUCCGCUGCUCCACACUCCAUUUUCUCCAUACGGAAGUCACAGGAUACUUUCAGCUUCUCCCACAUUGGGAUCCUUGUUUCUUCGGAAGAAGCUCAUCACGUGUUCUUCCUCAAGUAGCAACUUAAAAUAUGAUGGAGACCAGAACGGAUAUGCUGUGCAUUAUAAGGAGAACAUGAGGCGGACAUUUCUCCUCCUUUUGGUGUCAUCAGGCUUUUUCCCAACUUUGCCUUCUUCUGGCAAGACUAAAAAUAAAAACCCAUAUGAUGAAAGACGCUUACUUGAACAGAACAAGAGAAUACAGAGAGAAAAUAAUGCACCUGAAGACUUCCCAAGCUUUGUUAGAGAAGGUUUUCAGGUCAAUGUAGUGACAUCAGAGAACUAUGUCAAGCGUGACUCGGGACUUAUAUACCGGGACUAUGAAGUUGGUAAAGGUGAUUGCCCAAAGGAUGGUCAACAGGUGACUUUUCACUAUGUUGGUUACAAUGAAUCAGGUCGCCGUAUCGACAGCACCUACUUACAGGGUUCUCCUGCCAAAAUUCGAAUGGGCACAAAAGGACUUGUUCCAGGAUUUGAAGAAGGGAUUCUGGACAUGAGGCCUGGAGGUAAAAGGAGAAUAAUUAUUCCCCCAGAACUUGGACCGCCAGUUGGACCUUCGACAUUUUUCAGCGCAAAGCAGUUUGAAGUUUUCGACGUGGAACUGCUCAGCAUUCAGAACUGUGAAAGGAGGACCAUUGUUGGUUUUUACUCUGAUGUCGUUUGCAAUUGAAUGACGAGACUAUUUUCCAAUGUAUGGUUAUGAUAUUUGCACAUGAGAACACGAAACGGUCUAGUUUUAUGUUCUAGACCGCCUAGAAGAAGUGAAAACAGCCAAAGCAGCUAAUUUAAUUCUCAUACAA